Triticum aestivum (bread wheat) is the source of this 3561-nucleotide messenger RNA. RefSeq lists its product as uncharacterized. The transcript is spliced from 9 exons. Lineage: Eukaryota; Viridiplantae; Streptophyta; Magnoliopsida; Poales; Poaceae. Gene Ontology annotation, molecular function: ubiquitin binding. The record is from RefSeq and is a predicted model, not a curated record. Bases 74 to 3295 code for a protein of 1073 amino acids.
UUUUCCCCUCUCAUCAAGCCUUCCCCAGUCGAACGCCGUUACCGAAGGCAUCCCUCCUCCCCCCGAUCCAGCCAUGUCGUCCGCGCCGCCCGCCCACCAAUCCAAACCCUCCUACCAGCGCCGCCCUCCCAACUCCGGGCCGAGACAGCAGCCGCCGCCGCAGCAGCACCAGCAGCAGCGCUACGUCCCCAAAUCCGCCGCCCCUUCCGCUCCUAAACCCUCGCCCCCACCACCGCUCACCACCGCCCUCCGAUCAUCGGCCGCCCCGUCUGCAUCUGGCGCCGGCAGCAGCAGCGGCGGCGGAGCGGCCGAUGGGUUCGUGUUCUACCUGCCGCACGACGAGGCGGUUGCGGCCGGGCUCGGCGGCCUCGACGCCCAGGAGUCGCAGGCCGUCGUCGACCUCCUCAACGACGCGCUCGCGUCGCUCCUCCGUGCCAAGCCUCGCGAGUUCUGGCGCCAGGUGGCACAGAAUGCCUCUCUGCAUGCAUUCCUAGAUAGUUACCUACAAUUCAGACACCGGUGGUAUGAUUUGCCACACAGGGGUCCCAAAGGGACAGUUGCUGGUUUGGUUGUUGGGGAGCUUGAGCUUUGCCGCCGUGUCUUUAUGGUCCUCUACCGCAUAUCAUCAAACAAGGAUCCUGGAUCAGGCCCGGGUGAGUCCCUUAGUACGAAGGAGCAUACAGCCCUUCUACAGGAGAAAAGACUGCUUGAUCUACCAAAGUUGUUGGAUAUAUGUGCUAUAUAUGGGCAUGACAAUGGGGAGUUGACAAGUUCACUGGUUACAAAUGCAAUCGUUGUGCAGCCCAAUUUACUCGAUGGCAUCAAUACUGUCCUUCCCCAAUUCCUGGACAUUUUCCACACAAUGCAGGACAGAUGCAUGGACUCACUACAGGUGCUCAGUUCACCUGGACCAAAUGUCAGUGGACAUACCCAGCUUCAGAAAGAUUUCUCGGAGGUGCUGGAUUUUGUUAAUGAUGCAAUUAUUACUCUGGAUGCCUUUGCUGAGGCUUACCAGCCUGCUGCAUUAUUAUUAUGUGCUUCUUUUGAAAGAGGGGAUCGAGUUGAGGAAUUGCUGAACACCCUUGCAAGUUUGUAUGAUUUGUUGUUACCAUCUUUGCUUCAGGGGUUUCAAGUUAUGUCCAGUUCCCAAAGCAAUGGAGAGACUUCGUCUGAAAGUAUACUUAAUGACAUAGUUCUUGGCAUAAGAAUGCUAUCAAAGAGAGCUGUUGGAUUUGGUUGGAGAUUAUUAGAGUUCUGCUAUUUAAAUGAUCAACUUAAGGAGGAGGAUGUCCAAGCAUCUACUAAGAUGUUUCCAGCUAAAGUCGAAGAUCCUAUGAUCAGGGGAGAAAUAAUAGUUCAAAUACUCAAGGAUAUCAAUAGAGAAGCUACUUACUCUUCUAAAGGGAAUCCUGGAAAGACGUUUCUGCAAGCUCUUCAAAAGGAAUUUCAGUUGAUGAGCCGGAUUGGCGAUAUUUGGAACAAAGGAUGGAUAUACAUGGAGGAUGAGCAGUUCCAGUUCAUAUCACGUCUGUGCGGAUCCACUGUCACUUCUUGGAAUAGUGUCCCUGGUUUGCCAAUAUCUUCCCAUGGUGGUGAACUUCAACAGAAGAAUGAGGAAGCUGCUGUCAUUGAGUCCAAGAUUAGUCAGAUAAGGGACCUUCUUCCUCAUUAUGGGAAAGGUUUCCUUGCCGCUUGCUUGGAAGCCUACAACCAGAACCCUGAGGAAGUUAUCCAAAGGAUACUAGAUGGAACACUUCAUCAGGAUCUUCUAGCUUUAGAUACUUCGUUACAAGAGAUGCCACAACAAAAAUCUGCACCUAGUGUUGCGAAAGAUAAAGGCAAAGGCGUACUAGUGGAAACUAUUCCUAAUAUUGCAAAUAAACCCCAUAAAGUUGAAGCCCAAUCUUCUUCAGUCUCAUCAGCAUCCAAGGCUCCUAUCUCAUAUUUAUCUUCAGUUUCAUCAGCAUCCAAGGCUCCUGCCUCAUCUGUAUCAUCAGUUCCACAAGGUAGAUUUACAAGGAAGACCAAUGAUGAUCUGCCCAACUUUGCAGUUCUAGACCCGCAAAAAGCCAAAGAUGCUGUUAAGUCAGCUGUCCUUGAUUCCCAGUAUGAGUACGAGGAUGAGUAUGAUGACUCGUUUGAUGAUCUUGGCUUCAGCGUGGCGGAGUCAAGUUACGAGGAAGCAGAGGGCGCCAAUGAUGAUGCUGAGGGUUCCUCCAGUGGCCCACGUUGGGCUUCACAGAAGAAGCCACAGUUUUAUGUCAAGGACGGGAAGAACUACAGCUACAAGGUUGCUGGUUCAAUUGCUGUAUCAAAUGCUCGAGAGGCGGCAGUCUUAAACAAUACUCAGAAAGAUACAAUUCAUGGUCUCGGUCGUGGUGGAAAUUUACCUAUUGGUGGAAAUUUACCUAUGGGAGUUCCCAACAGGCAACAUAGAGUUGUGGAGGAAGAGGAGGGUGGUCAUGCAAACAGCUUCAGCAGAGGAGGCUCGAAUCCCCGUGGUCGGGGCAGGGGCAGAAGAGGUGGCUGGGAUCAGGGUAACCCAGCGGAGGAGAACGAGAAUUCUAGUGGGCCACAAAGUUUUGGCCGUGAUGGAAGAAGAGGGGGCAGGAACCAUGGCAACCUGCCAGAGGUAAAUGAUGGCCAACAAGGUUUUGGCCGUGGUGCAAGAAGAGGGAUCAGGGAUGAGGACAAUCGGCAAGAAAUGAACAACCACUCUAAUGUCCAGCAAGGUUUUGGUCGUGGCGCAAGAAGAGGGGCCAGGGAGGAGGACAACCAGCCAGAGGUAAACAACCAUCCUAAUGCCCAGCAAGGUUUUGGUCGUGGCGCAAGAAGAGGGGACAGGGACGAGGACAACAGGCCAGCAGGGAAUAACCAUGGCCAGCAAGGUUUCGGUCGUGGUGGAAGAAGAGGGGACAGGGACGAGGACAACAGGCCAGAAGGGAAUAACCAUGGCCAGCAAGGUUUCGGUCGUGGUGGAAGAAGAGGGGACAGGGACGAGGACAACAGGCCCGAAGGGAAUAACCAUGGCCAGCAAGGUUUCGGUCGUGGUGGAAGAAGAGGGGACAGGGAUGAGGACAACAGGCCAGAAGUGAAUAACCAUGGCCAGCAAGGUUUUGGUCGUGGUGCAAGAAGAGGGGACAGGAACCAUGACGAUCCAGUGGAGGACAAUGAAGAUCGUAAUGCAGCACAAGGUUUCGCUCGAGGAGGGCCAGGCCCCCGUGGAGGCGGCCGGAAUCAUAACCGGAGGGAUCAGGCGCUGAGGAAGCAUAUGCAAGGAAUGACAGGGCUUUAGCUCACCACCGUUUGAAGUUCAGCAGGAAGUGUAAAUUUGUCCAAAUGGUUUUGAGGGACAGAUGAUGUUCACACAAGCGCUUGUAUUUUGGUUGUUACAAUUACAUGAUACACAACAUGCAGCUGCAGCCCCCAUAGAUACUUUUUUGUUUUGAAAAAGACGUUGUAUGAAAUGUGAGAAUUCUUAAAGGUGAAUUACCGUGAAGUAGCUUGGUCGCCCCAAGAACUGCUUCCUUUUUGGUACUUGAAAGGUUUAUGUUGGUCCAA